AUGAUAUAAAUAAAAAAGUUGUGAAAUCAAAAAAGCAGAUACUGUUUUUCAUUUAUUUGUGAAAAAAUUUAAGAAAAAAAUCUUAUGAAAAGUUAGGUUGGAUUUUUAUUAUUGGCAGAAAGGUAAAAACAGUGGCCAAAAAAAGGCAGCUCCAUUGGUUUUGCCAAAACCAGCCCCUUGGUUUAGGCUUGAUUUGUAAUCCCAAAAAGGAAACAAAACUUUAAAAACCACAAAACCAUGGGCAGUUUUCAGAUCAUCCCUUUGACGGCUCCCAAAACCACUGCUCUCCUCUCUUCUCUGUAUAUUACUCUCUUUCUCUUCCUUUGACUCCAAUCCCGAAACCACUUCACCAAAAAACAUCUUCAACACAAACUAAACAAAACUUAAAAGUAAGAACUCGAAGAUACUGUACUUACAAAUUCCUGUCGGAAUUCUCUUACUUCGUCGGAAAUUCGAAAUCUGGGUUUGUGGGAUUCCGUGUUGAUUUAUCUACCAUUGUUUCCAAGUUUCAAUUUUUUAUCCAAUUUAGGGUUCAGUGUUUGAUGGAAUCGAAUGUGAUGUUCUCUGGGUUUAGUCCAAGAAUGUUGAGCUUAGAAAUGCCGCAAAAUCCACCAAAUCCCCAAAAUUCAAUUCAGUUCCAGCAUCCUCAUCCUUACACCACCUCCGGCGACCAACAAACUCAGCCGCCGAUAAAAUCCUUAUACCCAUACGCCUCAAAACCCAAACAAAUGUCACCCAUUAGCGGUGGCGGUUGCGACGACGAGGAUCGCGGGUCGGGUUCCGGAUCCGGUUGCAACCCUGAAGACAGCGCGGGAACUGACGGGAAGAGGAAAUUGUCACAAUGGCAUAGAAUGAAAUGGACGGAUACAAUGGUUAGGCUUUUGAUCAUGGCGGUUUUCUACAUCGGUGACGAAGCUGGUUUAAACGAUCCAGUCGACGCCAAGAAAAAGACCGGCGGUGGCGGUGGCGGCGGAGGAGGAGGAGGGAUGUUGCAGAAGAAAGGGAAGUGGAAAUCAGUGUCGAGAGCUAUGGUGGAGAAAGGUUUCUCUGUGUCACCACAACAAUGUGAAGACAAGUUCAAUGAUUUGAACAAGAGGUACAAGAGAGUUAACGAUAUUCUUGGUAAAGGAAUCGCUUGUCGUGUCGUUGAGAAUCAAGGAUUGUUAGAGAGUAUGGAUCAUUUGACUCCGAAGUUGAAAGAUGAAGUCAAGAAGUUGCUUAAUUCUAAGCAUCUUUUCUUUAGAGAGAUGUGUGCUUAUCAUAAUAGUUGUGGUCAUCUUGGUGGUCAUGACCAACAACCACCGCAACAGAAUCCUAUUUCGAUUCCGAUUCCGAGUCAGCAGCAGAACUGUUUUCACGCGGCGGAAGCAGGGAAAAUGGCGAGAAUUGCGGAGAGGGUGGAGGUGGAGGAGGAAGUAGAGUCUGAUAUGGCGGAGGAUUCGGAGUCAGAGAUGGAGGAAUCAGAGGAAGAAGAGACGAGGAAGAAGCGGAGGAUAUCGACGGCGGUGAAGAGGUUGAGGGAAGAAGCGGCAAGUGUAGUGGAAGAUGUUGGGAAGAGUGUGUGGGAGAAGAAAGAGUGGAUAAGGAGAAAGAUGUUGGAGAUUGAGGAGAAGAAGAUUGGGUAUGAGUGGGAAGGAGUGGAGAUGGAGAAGCAGAGAGUGAAGUGGAUGAGAUAUAGGAGCAAGAAAGAGAGAGAGAUGGAGAAGGCUAAGCUUGACAAUCAGAGACGGAGGCUUGAGACGGAGAGGAUGAUUCUCAUGUUACGGCGGAGUGAAAUUGAGUUGAAUGAGUUACAGUCUUCGGGUACACGGGUUGACCCGAGUUCCGCUAAGGGGUGAUGCUGAUUAGUAUUUAGGAUUAGAGAUUUUUUACAACUUUGUAGUUUCUAAUGUUAGGAUUCUCACGUUUUAGUGACAUUAGGCAGUAAAUUAAAUCUUAAAAGUAUGUACUAUUGUAGACAAAAGGUCUUUAAUCAGCAAAUUGAUUAAGCAUGUCUACUUUUGUAGUUUCAAUUUUCGAAUAAGGAUUCUCUCACGCUGUCAAUAUUUAAGUGGUUAAUUGGUAAAAGUGAGA
Arabidopsis thaliana (thale cress) is the source of this 2073-nucleotide messenger RNA. RefSeq names its product sequence-specific DNA binding transcription factor. The record is from RefSeq and is marked reviewed. Bases 543 to 1838 code for a protein of 431 amino acids. Lineage: Eukaryota; Viridiplantae; Streptophyta; Magnoliopsida; Brassicales; Brassicaceae. The transcript has a single exon.